Molecule: messenger RNA, 1626 nt
Organism: Henningerozyma blattae CBS 6284
Lineage: Eukaryota; Fungi; Ascomycota; Saccharomycetes; Saccharomycetales; Saccharomycetaceae
Gene: RIM101
Product: alkaline-responsive transcriptional regulator RIM101
Exons: 1
Coding region: 1-1626 (541 amino acids)
Biological process (GO): positive regulation of transcription by RNA polymerase II
Cellular component (GO): nucleus
Source: RefSeq, a predicted model, not a curated record
AUGUAUUUGGACGCUAUUUUGAAUAAAGACCCCACAGCCACCGCCACUCAACCAGCUAAUGUGUCGCCUACAAGCAUCGAUUUCAUGACUCAACAGCAUGAACAACAGUUUGGGUUUGCCAAUACCAGUGCUGCUUCGUCAUCACCAGCAACCCCUCCCACUCCGAAUAAUGGCCUGUUUUCCGGUUCCAAUACAUCUUCCCCAACCUCUUCUUCAUCGUCAUCUCCUGGUGACACUGCUGCUAAUGCCACUACCACAAUCCCUACAACCACCUCAGCACCUGUUCAAGCCAAGAAAAUAAAUAAACCCAAGACAGGCACAAUCUCUAUCGUAUCGCCAAACCCAACCAUCUUACCUUGCAAAUGGAAGGGAUGCACUCAAGUGUUCCAUCAAGCAGAUCUAUUAUACUUACACUUGUGUCAAGACCAUAUCGGUAGGAAAUGCCAAAAAAAUUUACAAUUGAAUUGUCAAUGGGAUAAUUGUCAGACGAAAACAGAAAAAAGGGACCAUAUCACAUCUCAUCUAAGAGUCCAUAUCCCUUUGAAACCAUUCAAUUGUUCCAAUUGUAAUAAGAAAUUCAAAAGACCUCAGGAUUUGAAGAAACAUUUGAAAAUUCACAUCACUGGUAACGAUUUGAUUAAAAAGAAAAGAGGUCCCAAGAUCGGGUCCAAGAAGAAAUCGCGUUCUAUUGCCACUCAUUCCACCACUACGCUUCCCGACACUCAAAACCCAAUUUAUACUCCACAAUUAUCAAGCACAAUUAGAAGUUUAUUACCCAUCCAACAUUCCUCUUCUCCAACUUUACUAAACAAUAACCAAAGCGUCUCACCAAUCCCCACUCCAUAUUCAAACCUCAACACCUUGAACUAUUUCAAUAAACUAUCUCAAAAUAUGUCGAUUCAAAAUUUACAAUUACAAAAUAAUUUACAAUACCAGCCACCACCACCACAACAACAACAGGUGCCAUACAAUUUCCCCAUGCAACAUUCUAAUUCCAAUUCCACUACAAAUUCUCCUCCCAUGCAUAUAAUAGAUCAUUCAAAUUUAAUAAACCCUUAUCCAACUGUUAAUACUCUUCAUAAUUCCACUCGUACUCCCACACCACCAACCGCUACUACAACUCAAUUACCACCUCUAUUCAACAACAACACUCAAACUGCUACCAAUACUACUAAUAAUAAACACUUUUUAACUACUGCCAUAUUACCACCACCUACAAAUUCAUUAUUAACACCAAGAUAUAAUAUUCAACAACCGUACUCGUAUACGUCUCCAACUGUAAUUCAACCAACUACUACUCAAUAUUUCAGCACAACUCAAAAGAGUGGUUUGAAUACGAAAACUCAAACCCCGGACUUAAUCGAUCAACAGAUUAAAUCUUUAUCUCUUUCAGAUGAUGAAGAUGAAGAUGCUAUUGAUGAGCACAAAGAAGAUGAUAACGACGACGACGAAACUAUGACUUUCUUGCAAGAUUUCACAUACGUCAAUGUCAUUAAAGAUUACAUCUUUUGCUCUUUGUUAGAAGAAGAAUAUCAAGAUUUACAAGAAGAGGCUCAAUUUCCAAGGGCAAAGAACUCAUCCACUAUAAAGAUCUCUUUACCUUCUUAUCCAAAAGUACUAAUUUAA